This is a messenger RNA of Pundamilia nyererei, 2159 nucleotides long. It is a transcript of the gene parla, whose product is annotated as presenilin associated, rhomboid-like a. Gene Ontology annotation, cellular component: membrane. Bases 78 to 1283 code for a protein of 401 amino acids. Gene Ontology annotation, molecular function: serine-type endopeptidase activity. The transcript is spliced from 10 exons. The record is from RefSeq and is a predicted model, not a curated record. NCBI's taxonomy places the organism in Eukaryota, Metazoa, Chordata, Actinopteri, Cichliformes, Cichlidae.
UUUACAUGAGUCCGUGAACGCAGAAUCAGCUACAGUGUGGUGGUGGGACGGGCUUGAAGCGGAAGGUCAACACAAUCAUGGCGUGGAGAGGAUACGCGAUAAAAUGGGCCAAAACAGAGUUCGUGAGAUCCCAGAACACCACUCCACGAAGCUCCAGUCUUAACCCCUACAACCAGCAGAGGUGUGGAUUUCGUCGGGAGGCCAAAAGGCCAGACAUAAAGAAAAAAAAUGCCACGCAGGAAACAAACACCUCAGCCACUGAGGCUGGCACCCCGGUGCCCCAGCCUCCUCCUAGAGUCCCCAGGCCUACACUUUUCACACCGCUGAUGUUCACAGUAGGGUUUACAGGCUGCUCCUUUGGUGCGGCGGCCAUUCUCCAAUAUGAGAGUCUAAAGUCAAGACUUCAGACUGCAAAAGAUGAAGAGAAUUCAGAAAAAGGCAUGCAGGGCACCCAGGACAUGGCAUACUGGCACAACUGGUGGAACCAGCUGUCCAGCUUCCAGCGACAGCUCAUUCUCCUGGUGUCCAUGGUGGAUGACUUCUGGAACAGCCUCACAGAGGGACAGAAGACUGUGACAGGUAUUAUCGCACUAAAUGCCGCCGUCCUCUGCUGUUGGCGAAUCCCUUCAAUGCAAAGAAGUAUGCUUAAGUACUUCACGUCCAACCCAGCUUCCAAAACACGCUGCCUUCCCAUGGCUCUGUCCUCCUUCAGUCACUACUCCAUCAUCCACAUGGUGGCCAACAUGUAUGUCCUAUGGAUAUUCUCCUCAGGGAUCGUCUCUCUUUUGGGGAAAGAGCAAUUUCUUGCAGUUUACCUGUCUGCUGGUGUGAUUUCCACUAUGGUCAGUUACACAUGUAAGGCAGCCACCGGGCGUCUCUAUCCAUCAUUAGGGGCGUCCGGCGCCGUCAUGGCCGUGCUCGCUGCUAUCUGCUCUAAGAUGCCAGAGGCCAAGCUUGGCAUAAUCUUCCUUCCCAUGGUCACUUUCACAGCAGGAACAGCUCUGAAAGCGCUAGUUGCCAUUGACACAGCAGGACUUCUGUUGGGAUGGCGGCUGUUUGACCAUGCAGCUCACCUUGGCGGAGCCCUCUUUGGAGUGUGGUAUGUGGCAUAUGGUCAUAAACUCAUCUGGAGGAAGAGGGAGCCCCUUGUGAAGUUGUGGCAUGACAUUCGUUCACCAGGCAGCCGAGGUUCUAGGCCUGGACGUGGACCCGGGGGUGGACCCGGGGGUGGACCCGGGGGUGGACCCGGGGGUGGACCCGGGGGUGGAGGACCAACAUCAUAAGUCCCUGAAAUUCUUUGUGAAAGAACUGGAACCCAUCCAAAAGAAUAUGCAAGGACACUUUUAUCCAAUGACAUGGAGUGGACUGUUAUUAAUAAAUAAAUCUAGUUUUCACAUCCAAAGUUAGUAAAGAGCAUUUGCUGAUUUAAUGCCUUAAAAGCAGGUGAAACUUCAUGUCUAGCGUUGCAGUCGAGAUGUUUACUUUGUAGACUUUAAGCACCUGUUAUGCUACCGGUAAUCUGUAACUCUGCUACCUCAUUUAGCCAUUUUCCACCAAUGCUUUGCCAAAUCUCAAACUGGUUCUACACAUUUACACCAACAAAGAAUGGUGGCACCACAAAAAUGAGUCUCCCAACACUUGGAUUCAGUGAUUUCAGAAGCAAUGGGAAUAUUACUGCAAGUAAUUUACCACUAAUUUCCAAAUGUAGCAUUCAGAUUCGGCCCUGUGUGACACUAACGUCUGAUAUAGUAUGCAAAAAUUAAGUUCUGACACUUGCCAAAAUAUGGCCAUCGACCAGCACCAGACUAGGCACAUUACUGGUGGAAAACAGGUGUUAGUAAUCCAAAGCUAAAAACCUUUUUAAUCCAUGUUUUUGUGUCCAUGUUGUUCUGGAAAACUGCAUUAGCCAUCAGACAAAAGAACAAAAAUUCCACAUUAGAAAACAAAGAAUUUUAUUGUCUGAUCCUUUUCCUCUGUUAACACACUCAUUCAAACUACUAGCUUUACAUUGAGAGAAAAAUAGAACAAAUAAGCAUAUCCAAUGAUUUUAGAUAAAUGGGCACUCCCACGUAUACCUACUAAUGUAAAUAAUUCAUUUGGUAACAAAUCUCUUUAUCAGUGCCCUCUAUUACAGUAAAAAGUGGCCAAGGCACUUUUUU